CCUAACGACUUACUAUUUAGUGUCAGGAAAUUUUAUAAACUCAUAUUUUAUCUCGUCGUCAUGAAAAACGUAAAAUUCAUAGUUCUGCUGCUUCUCAUAGUGGUUUGUGACAGUAGUUGUCCAUCCACCUGGUACGCCAUUCCUGACAACCGAUGCAUCAAAGUAAUCUUUCCAAGGAAUGUAGCUAUGAUUAAAAUUCAUACCAGUAAGCUGUGUGAGAAAUACACGAUUGGCACAAAGGUUGCAUCAUAUAUCUCAGUGACAUCUCCAAUGGACAUGGCCAUACUAAACAAGUUUUCUCCCUGGAUACAAAAUUUCUACUUGGAUUGGAACUACGUCGGAUCAAACUACUAUUACAGCGAUGGUGGUUUGAUUGACAUUGUUGAAUAUUCACUCACGGAUAUUACUGUUCAAGUAGGGGACUGUGUUGGUGUGAGCUUCCUUCACCAAGGUUUUUUUGCUGAUUGCCUCCUAUCUUGUGGAUACGUUUGUGAAAUAAAACUUUAAAAUCAUGCCAUUAUCAGUAACAUGUCUGGCCGUCUCCAUCGGCAGAUACAGAG
Messenger RNA from Anneissia japonica, 560 nucleotides. RefSeq lists its product as uncharacterized. NCBI's taxonomy places the organism in Eukaryota, Metazoa, Echinodermata, Crinoidea, Comatulida, Comatulidae. The record is from RefSeq and is a predicted model, not a curated record. The transcript has 2 exons. Bases 61 to 507 code for a protein of 148 amino acids.